This is a messenger RNA of Anopheles cruzii, 762 nucleotides long. RefSeq names its product protein takeout (gene Jhbp2). Lineage: Eukaryota; Metazoa; Arthropoda; Insecta; Diptera; Culicidae. The transcript is spliced from 5 exons. The coding region runs from base 1 to 762 and encodes 253 amino acids. The record is from RefSeq and is a predicted model, not a curated record.
AUGCGUUCGUUGACUCUGAAGCUGGUCGCGCUGGCGGCGGCGGCGGCAGUCGUCUGCCUCCAGGGAGUGCUCUCCGAAGACGUGCCAUACUACAUGCACCGGUGCGAACGGGAUGCUCCGGACGUGAACGAAUGUCUACGGUACGCGGCCAACAAGCUGACGAGCUACAUCCACCGCGGAAUUCCGGAGAUCGGCAUCGUGGAAGUGGAGCCGGUCGUCGUCGAUGAGAUCAGCAUCUCGCUGGGAUCGGGCCCCGAUGGCUACCGAGCCGCUUUCCGCAACAUCGAGGCGUACGGCGUCAGCAACCUGUCAAUCGUGAACGUGCGCUCGGACAUUGACGGCAUGCAAUUUCAGAUGACGAUUGAGAUCCCGAAAAUUAAGGCGACCGCACGGUACCAAUCGUCCGGGGUGCUGCUGCUGCUGCAGGCUUCCGGGGCCGGUGAAUACUGGGGAGACUACGAGGGCGUGAAGGCCAAGACCUACUUCAAAGCGACACCGUACACCGGGGACGACGGGCGGACCUAUCUAACGGUCGAGCAGACCAAGAUGGACUUCAGCGUGAAGGACAUUAGGAUGGGCGUGGAAAACGUCAAGAAUCAGAACGCCAUCAUCCAUGCCGCCAUGAAUUUGUUCAUCAACACGAACGCCCAGGAGUUGCUGAAGGAGAUGAAGCCGCAGCUACGCAGCAAAUUGACCGAGCAUUUGCACGCCUUUCUCCAGCAACUGUUCGAUCGUAUCCCCGUCGAGCAGUGGCUUGACUGA